UUUUUAUUACUUACGUUAACCUAGUAGCUUGUGAGUGAUUUUAUUAUCUUGAAUUUAUUAUUCCAAAUUGAAAUUUAAAGUUUUUUUCGAAAAAAAAAGUUAAAGCGUCACACGCGAAUUUUUAUCAUGGAAAGUUCAUCUAAGCCACCUUUUCGCCGACGAGAGCAAAAGGUUGUGUGGGAAUGUCCUGCGCAUGAGACUAAAACAAUCCUGAAUACUUUAAACAAUGACUGCCUGUUUCGCAUUAUGUCCUACCUCAAUCUUCGCGAAUUAUUAAUUGCGGAGGAAGUCUGCAUGAGAUUUAAGAUUGUUGCUGAAAUGGUAUAUCGAACAACCCAUACUUUCAAUUCUUAUAAAUUAGCCUGGUGUAUUCCUCGUAUAACUAUGAACAUGCCAAGAGUAGAGGCAUUAAAAAUCAUGUCUAGAGUGGGUCCUUAUAUAAAUACACUCACGAUAUUCCCGGAUUGUUAUUCACGGGUCAAGAAUGGGUGCUUUAUUAUUCCCUUAAUUGCCCAAUGCAGAAGAUUGGAAACUAUCACAUUGAGAAACUUCAGUUAUUUCAUCAAUCAUACCAUUAAGGAACUAUCUCGGUAUCUGAAACGGAUGAAAAUCAAAUCAUUGGACAUCCACAAAAUCAAUGACGAACAGUUAAUAACUCUGACGGAAAAUAUGGAAUCGUUGGAGGAAUUAAGUUUAGCGUGCAAUGAGAUCGAUGGUGAAUGUCUUAUUAAGAUGCAACCCCAAAAUGUACGAAACAUCUACCUAUCCUCUUGCUCAUACUUGGAACCAGUCCCCUUCAAAAAAUUCUGCAGGAAAACCCGUCAAUUGGAAAAGCUGAUUAUCAACGAUUGUAAUAAACUUGAUGAUUCCUGCCUCCAUGAAAUUCCAAAAUAUCUGAAAAACUUGAAAACCCUAAUAAUAAGCAAUACCUACAGAAAUUGCUCAGCAGAUGACUAUUUAGUCUUGGCAGACUUACCGGAAUUGACGAAUUUUGCAAUAUGUUUUUCUCCAUCUUCUAAACAUACAAACAACGUUGGAAAACUCCUUUUGGAGUUAUCUACUCAGGAACGUAUAAAACAUUUAAAUCUUGAACGUUGCACUUUUACAAAUGACAUUAAAUAUGCACUUGGGCAGUUUAAGCACCUCCAUUCCUUGAGAUUGUACGAUUGUAAGAACUGCUCUGAUAUACUGCAGAGUCUAUCAUGCACGGAAACGAUUCAGUUUUUAGAUACAAAACAAACAGAUAUCACACUGGAGGAGGCGAAGUUGUUUAAGAAAAAAUGCAAGAACCUUAGAAGCAUGGUUGGAGGUGUUAUAAAUUUUAGGAGACCUUCCCUUAUAGACAACGGUGAAAGGUUCCAUUACGGCUGUGAAUGUUUCUUGGGGAAAAUUCGGAAAAGCAGCCAGAAAAACUAAGCACCACAUUCUUCUGUUCACUAGCCAUGGACAACCAUUGCAUUGACUGAUCUAACCAUAAAAGCUGCUGGAAUUUAUGUUUUUUUUUUCUCCAGGGGGAUGCCCAACCCCGAGAAAUCAGUACUUUUAGUGAGGCAGCAGGUUCUUCCGAUCAAAAUAAGGGAUCAGUUUGCACAAUUCCACUUGCAAUCGAAAGUACAUUUAAUUAGCUCUCGGUUGAUCCCUUCUCAUCAUCGAAAUAACAUUAUUAAUAUAAAAAAAAGUUAAAGUGUUUCUCGGGAAUCGGUCGAGAUUGAGCGAGAUUCGAGAAUUCCUCAUACAUUUUGUUCAACAAAAAGUGACUUUUCUUCACUGAUAAUGAGGUUAAACUAUCCCCUUGUUUUUCUCUAUAAUAAAUGCAUAAA
Molecule: messenger RNA, 1820 nt
Organism: Lutzomyia longipalpis
Lineage: Eukaryota; Metazoa; Arthropoda; Insecta; Diptera; Psychodidae
Exons: 2
Coding region: 127-1416 (429 amino acids)
Molecular function (GO): protein binding
Source: RefSeq, a predicted model, not a curated record